Ornithodoros turicata is the source of this 858-nucleotide messenger RNA. RefSeq lists its product as uncharacterized. The record is from RefSeq and is a predicted model, not a curated record. The coding region runs from base 1 to 858 and encodes 285 amino acids. Gene Ontology annotation, molecular function: RNA-DNA hybrid ribonuclease activity; nucleic acid binding. The transcript has a single exon. NCBI's taxonomy places the organism in Eukaryota, Metazoa, Arthropoda, Arachnida, Ixodida, Argasidae.
AUGGAGGUUUUCACUGACGGCUCGGUGGCGUCCGAUGGAUCAUCAUCUGCAUUUUACAUUCCGGAGGAGGCAUACCAGCGCGGUUUCAAGCUGCUGCCCGCGCUGUCAUCAACCGAAGCAGAAGCCUUUGCUAUCUUAUCUGCUCUGCAGGACAUCUCUUCGAUGACACCAAGAGCGUGGACUAUUCUUUCGGAUAGUAAGUCAGCUUUGGAGGCCCUGGAGUCGUAUUCCCCCAAAGUUAUCAACGACAUCUACACGGAGAUCCUUUGCCCGCACGCCACGCUGUCGUCUCUAGGUCACAGUGUGUGGUUCCAGUGGAUUCCAGGCCACGUUGGUAUCUCGGGGCAUGCCCUUGCCGAUUCUGCGGCCAGGAGUGCUCGUGCAACUGGGUCUCCCACUUCUGCCCUGCUUACGCCGUCUGCCUGCCGGCUAGCCAUUCACCGCUACUGCAGAAAUAGCUCUCAGGCCUUUUUUCAAGACGCUGCCAGGACGAACCCUUUUCUGCGCUCGAUUGACCCUACGAUGACCCACACACUAGUAGGCCGCUACACCAGGGAGGAAGAGUCCUUGCUCCACAGGCUUCGACUGAAUGUGGCGCGUACUCCACUGCUCCUGUUUAAGAUGGGCCACCUUUCGUCACCCAAGUGCCCCACCUGUCAUGUCGAAGGAGACAUCCCGCACUUGCUGCUCCACUGCACCCGUUACCGCCAACACCGUCUUAUACUACGGUCGCGCAUUGCUUGUCUGAGGAUUCCGGACUUUUCCCUAGCUACGCUGCUAGGCCCCACACAAUAUAGUCAGGUGACAAAGGCACUUCUUCAGUUUCUACGGAUCAGUGGCCUUCUGGGAGAACUGUGA